Molecule: messenger RNA, 9065 nt
Organism: Zerene cesonia (dogface butterfly)
Lineage: Eukaryota; Metazoa; Arthropoda; Insecta; Lepidoptera; Pieridae
Product: COP1-interactive protein 1
Exons: 38
Coding region: 112-8136 (2674 amino acids)
Source: RefSeq, a predicted model, not a curated record
UGGUUGUGUUUUGCGUUUGUAUUUUGUUUGAAAAAAAGGUCGUCUUGACAACAGUAUUUUAAAAAUUUAAAACAAAUUUAAACGAUGAUUUUAUUAUGAAUUACAUAUAUAAUGGACGAAGUUCAUAAAAGUCUACCCCAAAAUCCAGAAACUAAAAAUGUCCUUCCGGACGUCGUUCAUUCUCAACAGAUCACUGCUUUGGGGAGUGAAGAAAAACCCGAUAUAGACACGGGACAAAAUAGACAGGUUUCGCAAGAUAUCUCUAUAAAUGUGGAAAGUGUUAGUGAGGCUGAGUCAGUAUCAGAACAAAUUCCCUCCAAAAUUGAAUAUUCUCUAUCUGAAGCGAAUGUUGGUCACUCACAGUCGAGUGAUUUGUUAAGACCUGAUACAAAUCCUGAGAAUGUUUCUCUCAGAAACUCCCCUCACUUAGCAAUAUCUCACUCCCACAGUAUUAGCCCCUGUGCCCUAGAUGCAAAGCAAAGCACUUCAUGGAAUUUAGAUAUAGACCCCUCGGAUGUUCACAUUAGUAAUGAGAGCCCUGUGAACCUACCAGUGUCAUCUGAUACAUCUAAAGAUGUACCAAAACCAAAUCAGUCAAAAUCAUCAAUGUAUAGUGAGCAGGAUGAAAUUGAAUCACCCAAAAGUGAUUAUAUUGACUCAUUAAAUGAAAAUGGGAGCCAAAAAUCAGCCUCCAAAAGUAAUGAAAAUCCCAUUGAAAGUGCUACACAUGAUCAAAAGUGUGAAACCGUUGAAAAAUCAAACUCAGGAUCUGAAGAGAUUAUAAAAUUAGAUAUUAGGGGAAUGGGUGCCCCUAAGUUUCCUUUAGAAUCAGCCAAAAUAAUAUUUGGACCUCCACCUGAAGGGGCAGUGAUGAUGGGGCCCACUGUAGGACCAAUUCCAAUUUUCCCUAUCCUGACACCUCAAGUUGACACAGAAGCAUUAGAAAUAGAUGAAGUAUUUCAUGGCAGGAUAGCAGAGACUGAAGAAUCAGCAGUCAUUGUGGAGGAAAUCUUUGAUGAAACAGACAUUCAAAAAUCCUCUGAUAAGUCUUUAAGUUCAGAGGGUAGUGAAAAGUUUGAGCAGGAUGUUCUAGUAGAGGAAGUGACAGUUGGCUGCGACGUAAGAGAGAAAAGAGACGGGGCUCAGCCUAAAUCACUUGCGCCCGAAGAGACCAUGUCAUUUAGCACUAUGACCACUGAUUAUAAAACCAUUUGUGAAGAAUACCAUGUGAAGCUUGUGCAAUUUGAAGAAGCUAUAAGCCAACGUGACCACCAAAUUGAACAACUGAAAAUCUCAUUGCAGAGGUAUCAGGAGCUGCAUAAUGCUGAACACUCUGAUGAUACUAUAAAAGCCCAAUUAUCUGAUUUUAUCAAAUACCAAUCAAUGCUAAAAGACGACUCCACAAAAUUUUUCUCUGCAGUCAUGAGCGGUACUGGUUCAUUACCAAGUUCAAAUGGAGAGAAAGACAUGGACCGAGAAGAAAUAACAGUGAACUAUUCGAAAUCAGAUAUUCAAUCUGCAUCGGAAUCAGAUGAUUUUCAAACAGGCUUUGAAAAUAAAGUGUCUAUACUUUUAAAUAAAUUUGAAGGUUACAUAGAAGAUAAUUUGCGUAAUAAGUUGCGAGAAAGUUUGAUCCAAGUGUUAUGUGAUGAGAUUGGUAAGAUGCGAAUGGAAUAUGACACGGACAUCAGAGAUCUUGAGAGCCAGAUGCGGCAGGAUAAACAAUCGUACUCGGUUGAGACACGACGACUCAGAGAAUUAUUGAGUUCUGUUAAAUCAGGUAAUGCUGAUAUAGAUGAACUGAAAAAAGAGUUGAGCUCGAAGUACGAAAAAGAGAUGGAAAACUUACGAAUGUUUUUCGAAAAGAAAUGCUCAGAUAUGGAGAGGAGGACUAAUAGCUAUUCGGAGGAGGUGUGGCGAGGGCGCGCGUGCGUGUCGCCCUGCUCGGAGGAGGAGGGUGCGGGCGGCGCGGGGGGAGCGGGGGACGCGCGCCGCCGCACGCGCUCCGCCGACCUCGCGCCUGCGCUGCGGCUCGAGACUUCUACACCAAUAGAUUUCUCUCAGAAGCAAUCCACCAAGAAACUAGAGCAGCAAAUAGAAGAAUUGAAAGCAGAGCAUCUCGCGUAUAUAAACGAGCUGCAAGCCCGGCACAAGGAAGAAAUUGUUUCACUUGAAGAACAGAUAACCCACUUGAAAGCGCACAUACAAACUGCGGAGAACACAGAAGCCAAUGUCUCCUUGUACCAGCAGGACAUAGAUUUGGAACUUGAGAAGGCGCGGCGCGACGAGGCGGUGCGCAGGCAGGUGCUGGACCAGCUGCAGGAACAGCUGCAGGUUCUCCUAUCGGACCCCGACGCGGAGUUGUCUAGUUGGCCACUCGAGCUGGUUGCUCUACGGGAGAAGAUACAUGGGGAUAAAUCGCAGCAGGAGAAAGAAUUGUCGAGUCUCCGUGACGAGGCGCCGGGCGGGGACGCGGAUAAAUGGCGACAGAAGAGGAAUUACACCUUCGAUCAGAACCGACAGCUUGAGGAGGUCACAAAGGAGAGGGACGGGCUGAAGCGCGUGGCGGCGGCGCUGCAGCGCGCCGUGUCGCAGCUGGUGGCGUACUGCGCCAGCGCGGAGGACGAGCUCAACCGCACCGUGCUGGCCACGCUGCUGCCCCAGCUGCUGUCCAAUGACGAGAGUCUAGAUGUGGAGUCGCGGCCGGGCACCCCGGCGGAGGGCAACGCGAGCGCGGUGUCGCGGCACGUGCACUUCGCGCCCGACCUGCAGGGCAUCCUGGCGGCGCUGGACGAGAGCGGCGCGGGCUGGCUGCAGCAGCAGCGCGACCUCAGCGCCGACAUCAAGCGCGAGCUGGAGCACUCGCUGCGCCGCCUGCGCCACGAGGCGCGCGACCUGCUCGACCUCGCCGCCAGGCUCGCUCUAAAUAAACAAGAGAACGAGGUAAAAACGUUGGAAUCGAGCUCAAUGCAGAUAACGGAACUCGUCGACGAAUUGGAUUCAAAACACGCCCGUUGUGACAACUGCGAAAUACAGAAAAAGCACAUGGAGGAGGCGAUGUCGGAGUGGGCGCAGCGCGAGAGCCUGCUGCGCGCCGAGCUGGACGCCGCCGCGCCGCUGGACAGCGAGCGCCCGCACACUGACGUCAUCGAGGGGUACGGCACGGGCGGCGCGCGCACGUGGGCCGAGAGCGCGGCGGGCCGCUCGCCGCGCCGCCUCGCCGACGCGCUCGCGCGGGAGCGGGACGACCUCGCGCAGCAGAACGCAAGGAAGGAAAAGUCGCCUGUGCACAAAAUAUGUUGCGACAAGCUGGAGGCGGCGAACCGGCAGCUGCGCUCGACGCGCGACUUCGUGGAGGAGCAGACGGCGGAGCGCGAGGCGGAGCGCGACGAGUUCGCGGCGCGCCUCGCCGCGCUGCGCGACGAGAACGCGCGCCUCGCCGCGCGGCUGCACGCCAACGCGACCAUCCUCGCCGAGAUACGCGGCUUGCGUCUCGCACAUUGCAACUGUCGGCAACAUGACGCACAUGUGGAACAAUUAGAAAAUCAAACGCGAGAAAUGAACCAAAUAAUAACGGAUUUGGAAAGAAAGAAGGCCGCGUCGGACGAAGAACUCAAAGCCACCGAGGAGAAAAUUAUUCUGUUGCGGGAUAUUAUUGCUAAUCUGGAAAGUCAGUUGGAGCAGAAAACGAAUAGAGAGGCCGAGGUGUUAGAACAGUUGGAGGAGAUGAAACGGACGAUAGAUGAAAGGGACAGCAAGAUGAGGGCGGUGCUCGGCGAGCUGGAGUCGCUGCGGAGUGAGCGAAACGACACUAGUGAAGUGGCGUGCGCUAAGUGUUUGCAAGAGGAAGACAAAUAUACGGAAUUUGUCGAGAUGAUCAAAGAGCAGGCGCGCUGGCUGGAGGAGCGCCUGCUGGCGCGCACGCAGCGGCUGGAGCGCGCGCACGAGGUGUGCUCCGCGCACGCCUCCGAGCCCAGCGAGGACCUCUCCAUUCGCGAGCAGAAGGCGGGGGCGUGCACGCCGGCGCGCACGCCGCGCGUGGAGCGGUGCGAGGCGCUGGCGCGCGUGUGGGGCGGCGUGGACGCGCUGCAGCGCGCGGAGGACGCGCUGCUCAAGCGCCUCGCCGACCUCGAGCUGCAGCGCGCCGCGCUCGCCGCCAGCGCGCAGGAGGUGCGCGCGGAGCGGGACGUGCUGCAGGCGCGCAUGUCGGAGCAGGCGCUGCGCGUGUCGUCGCUGGCGGCGCGGCUGCAGCGCCAGCGCAACGACGCGCACGCGCUCGCGCACUGCGCCGCCUCCGAGCUGGGCGUGCGCCUGCACGACGCCACGGCCGAGGUGCAAAGACUGAAAGAAGAAUUGGAAUCCAAGGACAAGCAUUUGGCGCGACUCAAGCAAAUUGCGGAAGAGAAGGAGAAGUUGAGCGACCAACACGCAACGCUCUAUGGUAACACAUGCAACCCGAAGGACAAGGUGGUGAUCCUGGAGCGCGAGCUGUGCGCCGCGCAGGCGCGCAUCGCGCAGCUCGAGGGCGGCGCGGCCGAGCUGCGGCGCCGCCUGCGCCAGCGCGACCUGCAGCUCGACCAGAUCAUGGCUCUCAAACUGGAAGAUGAACAGAAUCAAAAAAGUGAAGUUAUAGAGGCGAAAACAUCGGGACGAACGCUGAGCGACAUUGUGUCUAUAUCGGAAUAUGACGAGCAGGACUUGCAAAUGCGCCGCGCUGAGCUAAAAACGCACAAUUCCAGUCUCACGGACGCGCCUUACGACACCAGAGACAAAACAUUGAACAAGACGUUGCCCCCCGACGUGCAACGACCCAACAUGAGUUCACUGAACAUCGACUACGUCGACAACACCGACGGGUACACGCCUCGAGCUGAAUCUCUUCCGGCCAACUUCACCCCCGCUCAAAACAGUAAUAAAUUCAAAAGAAACGUCAAUGAAACUACCAUAUUCGGCACUGUGGAAAAGUUUGGAGAGAGUGUCAAACAUUCAACCGCUCAAAAUAUACAAGAUAAUUGCUCAAUGUAUCCAAAUCAAAAUGUUAGUGAUAGUAACAAUAUAAGUGUCGAACCGAAGAAGAUUAACUUCUCGUUAGAGCCGUCAGAAAAUAAAACGCACCUCGAUUUUACGUCGUUGCAAGAAUUAGGAAUAGCGUUAGAUAUGAAACAAGAAAACUUCCCUGACAUACUGUCGCAAUUAAAACACGAAAUAAAGAAAUCGAGAACAGAAUUGGAAAAUUGCAAAGAGGAACUGAAACAUGCAGAAGAACAAUUGUGCGAAUUCCCGGCGCUAAAAGAAGAAGUCGAGGAGUUAAAAGGUCUUUUAGAAAAUACUAUGGCGACGAUGGAAAAAGAUAAGAAAUUUUACGAGAGUCAACUAGAAAACUUUUCUUCAAAUAAGAAUUUACUUGAAGAAAAGCUUGCAGUAUUAACCCAAGAAGUAAACGAAAAAACAAAAGAUCUAAAUUUGCUCAAAGAAGAUAUAUUAAGACGCGAAACUAUGAUAUUAGAAUUGGCUAAAGAAAAGCGGAAUUUGACUGGAAAAAUAACUGAGUUAGAAGCACGCAUUAAUGAUUUGCAUAACAGAAAUACAAAUUUAGAAAAACAUGAACUAGAAAAUAAACAGUUAAGGGACAAGGUUACCGAAUUACAAAAGCUUGAACAGUUGGUCUCUGAGAAAAAUCAACAAAUUGAUAGUUUAAAUCAGCAUCUAGAUAGACUCGAUGAUUUACAGCGACGACUCAACGAUAAAACUGAAGAAGCAGACAACCUUAAAGAAGCACUGGAAGAGAAAUCAAAUGAACUAUUCCAAAUGCAGGAUUCUGUCGUCGCAUUGAAUCGUGACAUCACAAAAGUGGUCGAAGAAAACGAUCAGCUAAGCUCAAAUAACAAAGAACUUAAACUUAGACUGUCCAAAGUAGAAAAAGAACAAGAGAAUGCAUCUUUAAAACUACAGAAUAGCGAAAGUGAACGGGAGAGGCUCAAUUCAUUGAACAGUGAACUUACAGCCAAGAUAGAAGAAUUGAAAGUAUUGACGGACCAAUUGAAGGAUAAAGAAGCCGAGAUAGAGAUACUGCAUGAGGAUAUAAAUUCAUAUCACAGUGAGAUAGCGUCAUUAAAGGAGCAGCUCAAGAUGGUGUCCCGCAGUCCAUCACCGAGAAAUAAGAGCGGAGAGGAGAGGAAGCCGGAUAGGCAAGCGGGAGAUGACAGGAAGCAGCUGAUUAAGAUCAAGAAGCAGAUCUCGCUGUUGCAGCACGAGCUAGACUUUAACAAGAAGGAACUAAAUGAUAAGGCCUUCGAGCUGGCCAAAGCGAAGUUGGACGUGACAGAGCUGAAGAACAACCUCAGCCAAGCAGCCAAGCGUUCAGUAGACGCCGAGCAAAAUGUCUCCGAGCUUCAAGAGAGGAACCAGCAGUUUCAGCGACAAGUGCAACUGCUGCGGGAGGAGAAGCAGCAGCUCGCGGAGCGACUGGAACAGCUGGUCGCGAGAUUGCGGGAAGAAGGCAACAUAAGCGAGCUGAAGCAGAAAUUGAAAGACAAAGCCGAGCGAUGCAGCGAGCUGGAGGUCGAGCUCAGUAGCAUGAGGGAACUUGUUGAGAGGUUGCGGGGCGCGGGCGCGGGCGCGGAGGGCGGCGGGCGCGCGCGCGCGGUGCGCUCGCCCACGGCCGAGCUGGAGCGCGCGCUGCGCGUGCAGCUGCAGGCCUCGCGCAGCCUCGACGACGACAUCAUGGAGCGGAUAUUGUCGGCAAGUAGCGAUGACCAGGAAGAAAUACCCCGACUGGCUCUUGACUCAUCCAAAACGUCCAGCAUCCACUCGACGUCAUCGGACCGGUACCAGCGCGCACGCGCAGACGCGGAGCGGCUGCAGCUGCAGCUCGAGCAUCUGGAGGCGCGCCUGAGGGACAAGGACGCGCUUAUUAGCGAACUUAACAGGAUACGCGACAAGCUGACGGCGGAGUGCGAGGCGCUGCGCCUGCGCGAGGAGGCCGAGAGCGACAACUCCGCGCGCCUGCAGCUGCUGCUCGACGCGCAGCACCACACCGCCGCCGCGCUGCAGAAGCAGGACACGAGCAUGAUAUCGAUCCUGAAGCGGCGGCUGGAGAGCGCCAUGCAGACGGAGCAGGAGCUGCGCGAGCGCGAGCAGCACCUGCUGGCCAGCCUGGCGCAGCACGACGCGCACCCGCCGCCCGAGACGGAGACGGUGAGCCGCUUGAAGAGCGAAAUCCUCGUGCUGAAGUCCAGGGUGGAGUCGGAGCGCGCGCGCGGCGACGAGCUGCGGCGCGAGGCCGAGCGCCACGAGCGCGCCGCCGCGCGCGCCACGCGCCACGAGCGCGCCGCCGACCUGCUCGCCGCGCAGCUCCGGGCCGAGCUCGCCGACCUGCGCAGACUGAAGCACGAAGCGGGCGUGGAGCUGGUGCGGGCGCGCGAGCUGCUCAGCAUACAGAGCGACACCAUCCACCAGCUCGAGGACAGGCUGGCGCACGCGAUCCGCUACCUGCAGGGGCGGUGCCUGCGGCUGGAGAGCUGGCGCAAGGCGCUGGUGUGGCAGAAGCACUACUUGCAGCGCGUGCUCGCCGGCUACCGCGAGGCCGAGCGCCGCCUUCUGCCCGCGCCGCCGCAGCCCCCGCUCUCGGGCCGGCACCGCUUCCGAUGCAUAGUGAACGUGGUGCGCACAGUGAUCCGCAUGGGCUAUCUCGUGCGGCGCAGGCAGCAAGUGCGCGCUUCCGCCGCCGCGUGCCUGCUCCCGGGCACGCCGGCCAGUCAGCGCGACCCGCUCGGCACGCCGGCCGACCGGCGCGAGGCGUGCGGCGCGCCCGGGCGGCGCGAGCAGCGGGAGCAGCUCACGCCGCUCGCGCGAGGGCUGACGCCGGCCACUCCGCAGGCGAGCACGCCGCUGCCGCGCGCGCCGGCCCGGCUGGGCAGCACGCUGGCGCGGCGCCUGCUGAAGCAGGACCCCGCGGUCACCCUGCCGCCCGACUAUCUGGACGACAGUCACCGCUCGCCGUACAGCAGUUCCCCGCGUGAGCAAAGGUUUAUUCUAAGUUCGCCGCGCGGCGAGGCGGCGUCAGCAUACCUCAGCAAGCUGGAAGCGGUGAGCCGCUGCCUCGGCCGGACUCUCGACGACAAAGACAAUCCUUGACCACGCGUUCACUAGUGGCGGAACUGUGGAACCCUGUGGAACUUUCCCCACCGCUCGGCACACAGCCGAGCGUGGAACCUUCACCAGUGAGCCUUAUUACCUCCGUGGAACUUUUACCGACUGUGCUGUUAGAUAUUGCAAUUUGAUCAAAUCAGGUUCUUUACAUUAGUGGAUUUUUACACACUUACAGCGUACUGCGGUUUUCACGCUAGGUGCAAAAUUUGUAAUCUUUUCUAAAGCACGUGUUGUGGAACGUUUCCCACACGAAACUCAGGCUGUGGAAUGUUCCACACUAACGUAGUGGAACUCUUUGCACUGAUAGGAUCCAUGGGCACUUUUAAACGGUGCUCUACAGUGCCACGACACUUGAUAAUAAUGUAUCUGUAUAUGGAAGAGAAGUGGAACAUCACACCCAUCGAAUGAUUGCAAAGAUUUUUUGUUUAUUUAAUGUAUUAUUUAGUUUAUUUCUCUAUUCUAUAUGAAGUGAUCGUUUGUGACGCACUCACGGUGCUAAUGUAAAUUACAAUGGGUACUAUUUUUAAUCUCGGUUUAUUCGAUCUGAAUGAUGUCUAACGCAUUUCCUCACAAAUUAGUGUAAGUAUUAGAUUAGUGCCAAAACGUAUUAGCUAUUAUUGUGUUACUUAAUUUAUUUUAUUUUAAGUCGGUUAUCUCUCCGCCUAUGUGUGUUAGACGUCCGUUGCCUUAUAGUCUAAGAGCUGGCCGGCUCGUGGAUGUAGUACGAGAGAUUGUUGGUUUUUUUCUAAGACGAUUAGUGAGUAGAUGUAUCAUUGUAUGAAAAAUUGUUCGAGCAUAAUAGUAAUAUGUAUAGAUAGUAGGUACGUGUGUAGUGAUGGCCAGCUUCCAUACUUUUGAUAUGAUUUUUUUGAUAAUUUAUUGAAUACUUUUGACAUUGAAAUUGGUAAAUUAGA